CGGGAGCGGGAAACAAAAGGAGACCAAGGACGCAUGCGUUUGGUGAGUCCCGGAUUCUGGUGGGUUCUUCCGCUCAGAUUGGGUGAAGCGCUUCCGGGUCGCCGCCGGCUGCCGCUUCCCGGCGCGUCUAGGAGCCAUGUCCACCUUGUUCCCCUCACUCUUCCCCCGUGUGACUGAAACACUGUGGUUUAAUCUGGAUCGACCCUGUGUGGAGGAGACAGAGCUGCAGCAGCAGGAACAGCAGCAUCAGGCUUGGCUCCAAAGCAUCGCAGAGAAAGACAACAACCUGGUACCUAUUGGCAAGCCAGCCUCAGAGCACUAUGAUGACGAGGAAGAGGAGGAUGAUGAAGACGAUGAGGAUAGUGAAGAGGACUCAGAGGAUGAUGAGGACAUGCAGGACAUGGAUGAGAUGAAUGACUACAACGAGUCACCUGAUGAUGGAGAGGUUAAUGAGCCUCCUCUCCAGGUGGACAUGGAAGGCAACGAACAGGAUCAGGACCAGUGGAUGAUCUAGGUAGACAAUGCAGGGUGGCCUCAGGGAGAUUCCAGGCCAGCCCCAGCUACCCUUCAUCCCCCUCCCCUUGCCCCACAGAACCAGCUGAUGGCCCUAGUGAGUGAAAGCUCACCCUUGGGCACCUCCUCAGCUGCUGACAGGACUUGGUCUCCUUGGUCCCUCCCAGGCCAUCAAUCUGCUCUUGAAUCCCCAGGGCCUGAGCCCACCACCCCACCUUCCUGGCCGGUACUUCACCCCUUGGUUGCCAGGUCUGGUCUCUUUCUAAACCUAUACAAUAAAGACACAGGAUUGAUUUUUUUU
This is a messenger RNA of Cynocephalus volans (Philippine flying lemur), 814 nucleotides long. It is a transcript of the gene ANAPC15, whose product is annotated as anaphase promoting complex subunit 15. NCBI's taxonomy places the organism in Eukaryota, Metazoa, Chordata, Mammalia, Dermoptera, Cynocephalidae. The record is from RefSeq and is a predicted model, not a curated record. Gene Ontology annotation, cellular component: anaphase-promoting complex. The transcript has 5 exons. The coding region runs from base 137 to 514 and encodes 125 amino acids. Gene Ontology annotation, biological process: regulation of mitotic cell cycle spindle assembly checkpoint.